CUUUUGACGACUCUUUCUUGGGUGUGUAGUGUAUGACUCGAUUUUCAGGUGGGGAUCAGGAUGACAGAGAGCAAUAUAGAUGAUGACUCGGUGAUGGGAAAUACAGAUAAUGCAACAGCAGCAGGAAAUGAUUUGAAGAAUCAAAGUUCGGGUUUGAGUGAGAAUAGAAAGGAAGACGAGUUAUUAGCAUCCUCGAUUCGAAAAAAGCUUCCUCAGCAGUCUUCUUCACUCGAAUGUAGCUGCAUAUUUAAAAUCCCUCAUAUAUUACGCAGGGGUAAUGAAAAUGUUUUUGUUCCAAACUUAGUUUCAAUUGGGCCAUAUCACCGUGGACAUGAGGACCUGCAAGCCAUGGAAGAAAUUAAACAAUGGUAUUUGCAUUGUCUCCUUGAGCGUAGAGGCAAUCAGGAGGCCAGUAUGAUGUCCUUUGUGAAAGGCAUUAGAAGCAUGGAAAAAUACUGUCGUGAUUGCUACGGAGAAAAGGUUAAUUUAAGUAGUGAUGACUUUGUGGAAAUAAUGGUGGUUGAUGGUUGCUUUAUAAUUGAACUCUUCCGCAAGUACAUUACUGCUGAUACCGCUGGAAAGUGUGCAACAAAGGUUUUCCCAGAAAGGGAUGAUCCUGUGUUCAACACAUCAUGGAUGAUCGCGACGCUCCUAUACGACUUGCUUCUACUUGAAAAUCAGAUUCCUUGGAGAGUUCUCGACUGUUUAUUCAAGCUCACAAGGGAAAACGAUGAAACAGAAGAAACUUCUCUAUCUCAGCUUACUCUCAACUACUUUGAGUUUUACACCUUAGGGCGAUAUCCAAAGAAAAUCGAAGAAACGGGAAGCAAGCAUUUACUUGACUUUAUAAGAAGAUGUUUACUAGGAGGAAGAAAAGAGGAUAGUAAUAAUAUUCAUCCUAACUCAGUUUGGGCUCCAAUCCCUUGUGUCACAGAGCUUCUACAAGCUGGAGUCAAAUUUCGACGUACCGACGAUAGCAUGCUCAACAUAACCUUUGAAAAUGGAGUUAUGAAAAUUCCACCCAUCGUGGUUUACGAAAAUGGU
Messenger RNA from Prunus dulcis (almond), 1044 nucleotides. Its product is annotated as UPF0481 protein At3g47200-like. The record is from RefSeq and is a predicted model, not a curated record. The annotation marks the transcript as partial. NCBI's taxonomy places the organism in Eukaryota, Viridiplantae, Streptophyta, Magnoliopsida, Rosales, Rosaceae. The transcript is spliced from 2 exons.